CAAAAGUUGGUUCCCCCAGUUAGUCGGGAGCAUCUCACCCCGUUGGAACUCCCCGAGCCUGCGCUCACACCGUUUCAGUUUCACAACCGAUUUUUAGUUGGAAUUUCUUUUUCUUGGUUUGGUGUCAUGUGACUGUGAAUCACCUGUCGAAAAAAUUGCAAUGGCCAUGGGGAUCAGAUAGUCGGAAGAUAACAUUUUUUUUUCUAUUUCGUCAGACAAAAGUGUCUCAACACCUGUCAUGCCACGACGAAGAGGAUCUACCAACAGCGCUGGACGUCGCACAACUAUUGAAGAUGGACGUUGCAAUGGAAAUAAGAAAACCAUGGCGCCUCCACGUUCGACGACUAAAAUCGUAGUGGCCUCCCCACCAAUUGCUCAGCCAGUCAACGAAAUUCCAACGGAAGCAACGCAGUCCAGUGAUCUUGGCUACUUGCACAAAAAGUUCAAAAAAGUAGCUGCUACAUUUUCGACUACUCCCGAACCAGAUGGUCCGACCGAACAGACAGUGGACGAUUCGGUUGAUUCAAAGAAAGAAGACGAUGGCUCAUCAAAAUCGUCAAAAAGUGGCCGAUACGUGUGCCAUUACUGCCAACACGCUUGCGCCAAACCCAGUGUGCUGGAAAAGCACAUCCGGGCGCACACCAAUGAGCGGCCAUAUCCGUGCAUUCCAUGCGGAUUUGCAUUCAAAACCAAGAGCAACCUGUAUAAACAUUGCAAGUCACGCACGCAUGUUCUCAAAUUGGAAGAAACUGGUGGAACUGCUCAAGGCACAGCAUCGGCCAUCAUCGAUGCGGUGGAAGGCGGAAGCGACGAUACCUCAGACGAUAACGUUAUGCUCGACGAUAGUGACGAUGGAGAACCUCUCGUCCCUGCCGAAAUUGUUCCGGUGUCAACCACCACGCCCGAAAAAUUCAAAACGCCAUAUAAACCCAAAUUUCAUAAUUUUAAAAAUGCCGAAGACAAUUUAGAAACAUCGCAGACGGCAGAUGUUGUGGAAGGACCGAAUCGACCCAGCCCAGGGUUUCUCCACGAAAGGAUCAGUCAAAUAAUCAGCAAGAAUCAAGCCAUUGUCGAAACAUUAGAUCCAAUUUGGCCCAGGCGCUACGUCCGUCAAUCCAGUCGCGAUAACAAGGAAACAGCGAAGAAUCCGCUGGUCUUAUCAUCUCCCGUCAAGAAAGUCGCCUCAACCGGAAGAGAAAGGAGCUGCAGCCUGAGUUUGGUUCCGCAUCAAGCUGAAUCCAUCGUGACUGCCCCGCUAGUUAUUCCGGCAACAACGCGAGUACUGCAAGACAGUUGCGAUGAAAGCCAGCGCAAAAGGUGCUAUUCGGAAGGACCGGCUGUGACGGACAAUCAAAUCCGACAUUCCGUCCGGAAUUUAUUACAGCAACCUGCCAAGCCCCGCUCGUCGGAUGUAUUCAAUCCGCAAAAUCCAGAAGGUUCAAUUAUUAAAGAUAUCCUAUUGAAAAGCCGUGGAUUACUGCCGGUGGUGGAUGGCAAAGAAGUUGACCCGCCAACGAAAAUGUCCUCUUCUUUCACCGUGAGUGCUCUGCUCAAUCCGUCGACAACCAGAGCCAAACCAAUGGAGAUUCCGCACACCAGCACAGAACUGACAGAUGAUCGGCCGGACGGAGGAGCAGAGCAGCCAUCCAAAAGACUCAAAGUGUCCAGUCCGGAAAUUCGACCAACGCAAUCGUCUUACCUUCGCGAAGACCGGAUACGUACGUCGCUUCCGCUUUUCGGUGGUGAAGUGGAAAUCCACGAUGGACCUCAAAGGACGGUGAUGCGGAUUGAUCCGUCGGGUUAUGCCGAAUCGAAUCGAAGCAAUGGGCAAACGGAAACACAAGCCGUCAUCGUGACGAAAGCCAGUUUGAAUUCUGGUGGUGGCAUCGUUCGCAUUCAGCCGCAAGAAUGCCGCAUUUUGCCCGUUAUCAAAACGGUGGGACUGGAAGCGACCCGCAGCGUCAUUCAACCAUCUGUGCCUUAUAUUCCGGGAAUCCCCGGUCCUUACAGUUCAAGUGGAUGGCUCCCGGCUUCCACCGUCACCUCAAUCACGAUUACUCAGUCUUCUUCAUCCAUGAUCUGUAGCUCAUCAACGUCGCGUCCCGUUCCUUCGAUCACGGUGCAUCCACCGCCACCACCCAGUCAUCAACCUAGUGGAAUUGCCCCGCACCCCGAAGAACGGACGGACAGUGGAUUCGGUGACGAGGAUCCACCGACGUCAUCCAAGUUUUUGCGUCCAAAUUCUUUGUCGUUGCAGCCGGGAACGUUCAAUUUGAAAAAGACGAAUAUGGCCGGAUUGGAUCAUUCGGGUCAGCCUAAUAUGUUGUGCGUUUCGGGAGCGGGCAUGACGCUCAUCAGUCCCGAGACGCCACGUCCUCGCAAAUUAUUUCGACAGUUGUAUCUCAACGGGCACGCGUACACUUAUCUGGGCCUGAAAUGUUCGACCAGAGUCUAUUUUUGCUGCUUGUCCCGGGCCCAGCCCAUGUACGUCCCGCAUCAUCCCAAAUUGUCCAUGUAUUCGCAAUGGAAGACGAGAGCCCCAGUCUCGGCGCCACCGGGACUCGAAGCGUCCAGCCCAAUUCAAACAAUGGCUCUUUACGAUUCAAGACAACGCCCAUCUACUUCGAGCAUAGCUCAAGCCAAUGACCACUGUCGAAUGAUUUUAACCCAUUCUUCCUAUUGGACGAACAGAGAUAGACCCACUACGACGCAUUUCAAAUUAGAGGUAGCCGAAGAAUCGGACCUUUCGGUUAUCGUUCGUCCUGAAGUCACCCGAACAGAGAAUGAACCUGCUCGUCCUCCGGAAGCCACCAGUCCAUCGGUUCGGCAGCAGCAGCAACAGCAGCAGCAACAACAACAACAACAACAACAACAACAACAACCGAAACGUGUGCGGAUUUUUGCCGGUGGUUAUAAAUCGACCGAAGAUUAUACGUACGUUCGAGGUCGGGGUAGAGGGCGUUACGUCUGUGAAGAAUGUGGCAUCCGCUGUAAGAAGCCGUCAAUGUUGAAGAAACAUAUCCGGACGCAUACGGAUCUACGUCCGUACACGUGCAGGCAAUGCAACUUCAGUUUCAAAACCAAAGGUAAUCUGACGAAACACAUGAAAUCCAAAGCCCAUCACAAAAAGUGUACGGAGUUGGGCAUCGUGCCCGUUCCCACCACCGUCGACGAAGCCAACAUUGACGAAGACAGUCUGGCCCGGCAAGAAACACUCAAAAAGAUGAAACUGGCCAGCGGAUGUGAAGGCGAUUCCGAUCUGGACGAUGAAGAUGAUGAGGACGACGAUGAAGAGGAAGACGAGGAAGUUGAAGAAGAGGAGGAUGAAGUGGAAGAAGAAACGCCAAUUGUACCCGUUCAAUUACCAAUGGGACAAUUUGAAGAUGCAAGUGAACCCAUUCGCGAAGAACGAGAACAAGAAGUGGCUCGCAGUCUACUCGAUCUGGGUGUUAUCGCUCCAGCUGGCUGUAAACCUACAACUUAUCCGUACGCCAGCCAUUUUCAUUCGACGGACGAGGAAAACCCACAUCCGCCUGUCGAGGAAUUGAAGGAAGAUCCUCCAAAAUCUCAACAACCAAUAGAUUUAUCGACAACCAACGCAAUCGCCUCGGAUUCCGCACUGUUGGCUUCCAUUUAUUCGCCCAUAGUUAGCGAAACAGCAGCUCGACGAGGCACCUCACCCGACAUCGGUGCCCAACCGGCCUCUAGCGGAAUGUUGCAAGCAUAUCUGACGGAAAAGGCCUUAAAGGAAGGACUCAUGAAACGUCAUCAAGUUAAACUGAUGACGCCAUCGGUCGUAGUGGAAAAUCCUGUCGUCACCUUCUUCCCCGCCCAAUCGAGAACAGACAGAAGUCGUUCGGAAUUUGUGGUUCCUCUUUCGUCAACCUCUGCGGCCAUACCCACGUCGGCGACCGCGUUCAAAUUGACGGACGACGGUAAAACGGCGUGCAGCAUCUGCAACAAAGUGUUUACAAAACCGUCCCAAUUACGGCUACAUAUAAACAUUCAUUAUUUUGAGAGGCCCUUUCGGUGUGAAGCCUGUGCCGUUUCGUUCCGCACAAAAGGUCACCUGCAGAAACAUAAGCGAUCGGUUACGCAUUUUAAUAAAGUUAAUAUGAAUUUGACUUUUGGGACUCCCAGCACGGAGAAUCCACGCCCUUUUAAAUGUUCCGAUUGCAUGAUUGCCUUCCGCAUUCACGGACAUUUGGCCAAACACCUUCGCUCCAAAAUGCAUAUAAUGAAACUUGAAUGUUUGGGCAAGUUGCCUUUUGGCACUUAUGCCGAAAUGGAACGGUCAGGAAUCAAUCUCAACGAAAUUGAUACAACUGAUUGCCACAAUUCGCUUGAAAGUCUUCAGUCGCUAGCGCAUCGUCUUUACAAACAAGAUCCGUCCAAAAUUCAGCAAUGGCAACAAGAGGCCCAAGUCGCAGUGGAAGCUAGUCUGAGAGAACGGACGAUUAGCGAAUCGUCGGAAGAAUUUUCGGAUGUUGCAGACGAAUGUGAUGAACUGGAUGAAGAUGGAGAAGACAGCGAAGGUCUUCCGGAUGGAGCGGGAGUCGAGGAAGCUCCACCAAGAAAACAAACACCCCCCAUUCGACCUGAAACGAAUCAUACUCCUCGCCCAGUAUCUCCACAACUGGAUGCGAGGAAAGCUCCUCCAGCCAUGUUUUGUUCCGUCUGUGGAGAGUCGUGUAUUUCUAUGGAAGCGUUCCAAUCGCACGUCAUGGAAAAACAUCCGCCUUUGUCACCACCUUCUACGACACCCGUCAAUUCUUGUUCUCCAACAACUGAGUCUCCCGCCAAAUUGGCGCCGCCCAGGUCAGACAUUGGCAGGAUUGUCAACCUUGCUGCGGAAUCGAGACGUUCUCCACCUCGUGUAUUGGAAGUGACAAAAUCGUCGUGGAAUCGAGGACCAAGUGAUCUCCAACACGCCCAACCUCGUGGCUUUUAUCAUCCGUCAACAGCUGCCACAGCUCAUUCGUCUGCUAAUACGUGGCCACCACGGCCACCGAUGUUUGGUGACGUGAUGAGCCUCAAUCCCAUGCCGGCUAUUCCACCUCAGUGGCAUCAAGAUCCGGCUGCCAUGGCCUGGAUUGCAUCACGCCACAUGAUGUUGCCAAUGGCCGGCCACCCGCACAACUACACCAGCGGACAUCAUGCACAUACGACAAAUGGAACUAUGCAGCCACGACACUACAGUCCCACGACUAGUUCUUCCACUAAUGAGGAUACCCUCUUUGCCUGCGAACUUUGCGGGAAAUCGUUUAUAACCAAAGACACGCUCCGACAACAUAUGUUGGCUCACGCUCAGCCUCGGCCAUUUGUUUGCGAGUUUUGCGAUGCUGGAUUUACCACUCAGAAGCAACUCGAGUCGCAUUUGGUCUUGCAUCGACCACGGACAUCCUGAUGGCCAGCAUUAUUUUUGUUUUUCUUUCAGUGGCAGCGUGUGUAUGAUGUAGAUGUGUGCUUGCACCCGGUGAAGUUUUGUCCUCCCACGGUAUCUUUAUUAAUAGCGUCACAUUGUUUCGAGCGUGUUAUUGUGUAAAUGCUUUUGCUACUAUUUGGGUCGCUAUCUUUAUUCAUUUUGCUUAUAUAUCCUUUGCGAUAAUUUUAUACACGCUCUUCAUAUUGCGUCAAAUUCAGAAACAUAUCAGAUUGACCCGGCAUGUAUAGAUGACCCUUUUUAAUUUUUCCUGCUCAAUCAACUUGUUAAUAAACUUAUUUUUCGAUA
Daphnia magna is the source of this 5731-nucleotide messenger RNA. RefSeq lists its product as uncharacterized. Lineage: Eukaryota; Metazoa; Arthropoda; Branchiopoda; Diplostraca; Daphniidae. The transcript has 6 exons. Gene Ontology annotation, cellular component: nucleus. Gene Ontology annotation, molecular function: RNA polymerase II cis-regulatory region sequence-specific DNA binding; DNA-binding transcription factor activity, RNA polymerase II-specific. Gene Ontology annotation, biological process: regulation of transcription by RNA polymerase II. The coding region runs from base 239 to 5407 and encodes 1722 amino acids. The record is from RefSeq and is a predicted model, not a curated record.